Molecule: messenger RNA, 1577 nt
Organism: Dermacentor andersoni
Lineage: Eukaryota; Metazoa; Arthropoda; Arachnida; Ixodida; Ixodidae
Source: RefSeq, a predicted model, not a curated record
AAGCCCGGCACGAUAUAUUGAAUAACCAUACACUUCAACGUGCACUUGCGUCGAAAUAUGAGCGGGAGGAGAAUGCAGACAUGCGGAGAGCAUCGAAGAUGGAGGCGAAGGGGCGGGGGGGUUAACAGAAAGUGUGGAAGGCUAUCCUCCGUGUUUAUAUGCAGCAUGUUUACUCUCUCCAUCGCUCUCUCGAAUAUCUGCCUGUUGUGUGUGUAUCGCGUAUCGAGGUCUGCCGCUGCCAGUCGACCAUGACGCAUUGAAACCUCUCGUACUGCCGAUCGGUCUGAGCGCUAGCCGACCCCGAAUUGCUCCGGAUUGGGUUGACAAGCGGUUCAUUUUUCUUUACCGUGUGUCGCCAGGAGCUAUCCCAAUACCUUGUUUCUGCCGACGGACUUUUCUACUUUGUGAGAGAGAACAAAAUAGUGUCGGCCUUCAUCGUAUUUGCUCCACGACUUUUAAGCUUCCGUUAACUCCUAGAAGAAUUGGCCCGUUUCCAUUGCGCAUUUUUCCGUCGACGUUUGGUGAACUCUCAGAAAAAGCCUCGCUGCGGCCCUUUCUACGCUUCGUUGGCUGCGCGCGUUGCCAGUGUUGGUUCUUCUUCCCUCAGCGAAAGCGAAGCCCUUCAAUGAGCCCCGAAAAGGCGCGACAGCGAUUGAUUGACGCGCCCGAGUUUCCUUCAAGACACGAGAUGCUGAAGCAGAAACAACGACUGCUAAUCGUAUAGUGAGUCUCCUCAGUAGAUACGAAGGCCGACGCGUCGUGAGUGACCCCGAUCGCCUUAGUGAAAUUGUAAUAAGGCCAUCGCCUAUUCGUUAUCUUCGCAAUAUACGCUAUAGGCGAGAAUUGAUAGCAGAGUUCUUUUGAAUAUGAAGCUCACGCUCGCGGUCGUCUGCGUGCUACUACGCAUCGCGCUUCAACGCGCGCGAGCGCAGGAAAAGGUGACAGAUGCCUCCGGCGAAGACGACGGUCCUGCGGCAAUCGAGAGCGCGAAUGAGGAAUUGGACUACAUGCGACUGUUCCGAAACACCGUGGCCGGUGGCUUCGCCAACAUGCCGGUGGCCCUGCGGAGGAGGCUCCUGAGCGCUGACGUCACGCCCGAGUGCAACGUGGGUCUGCUGCGUUUCAUGCGAGCCAUGCAGAAUCUCGAGCCAUGGGCCCUGAGACUUUUAGACGCUUCCGGGAAGUUCCCUUCAGGCCUACUGCAGGGUUCUCGCGUAGACCUCGGGGCCUUCGACGAGUGCCUCGAGACAGAGAUAUACGACACCUAUGGGGAUGUGCUCAUGCGUGGCCAGUACUGCAAUCUUCUGGUGUACAAUGAGAAUUCCACGGCAGUGGAAGGAAAUAUCCAGACCUUCGCAAGCGUUCUCCAUCCAAAACUCAAAUACUUUAGCAGUUACUUCUCCGUCGAAGAGCUUCCCGUUAUGCGCUUGGCGAUUUGCUCUGUAGACGAGUGCAACCAACGAGAUUUGCAAGCUUUAGUCGACGCAGUCAAGCCUCCGCUGGUACGCCUGGAAGUAUCAAAUUGCGUGUCAGCGCAAGUGGAACCAUGGACAAAUGCGCAAAUUGGUAUUAUGUAA